Hevea brasiliensis (rubber tree) is the source of this 742-nucleotide messenger RNA. RefSeq names its product monothiol glutaredoxin-S6. The transcript has a single exon. The record is from RefSeq and is a predicted model, not a curated record. The coding region runs from base 91 to 405 and encodes 104 amino acids. Lineage: Eukaryota; Viridiplantae; Streptophyta; Magnoliopsida; Malpighiales; Euphorbiaceae.
GGUUUCAAGUCCCUCACCAGCAAAUUCAAGCCUUCUAGUUCUCUUCACUGAUUGCCAACUUCGACUGUUUAAUUGCAUACCUAUCUAGCCAUGGGUGCAGUGACAAGACUGGUUGCUGAAAGGCCACUGGUGAUCUUCAGCAAGAGCACCUGUGACAUGUGCCACUCCAUUAAGACACUGGUACGUGGAUUUGGGGCAAAUCCUACAAUUUACGAGCUUGAUCAAAUUCCAAAUGGCCAGCAAAUUGAAAGAGAAUUGCAGCAGCUAGGGUGUCAGAACUUACCAGCUGUGUUCAUAGGGGGCGAGUGCGUGGGAGGUGACAGGCAAGUCAUGAGCUUACUGCUGAAGAACCAGUUGGGCCCAUUGCUAAAGAGGGCUGGUGCCAUAUGGGUCUGGAACGACUAAUCAUUUCUUACCUGCAGGAACUCUACCGCAAUGUUGCUGAUGUUAAGGUCUAAUAAUAUAAUAAGGGUGUCCCCCUUCUUCUUCUUCCCAACUCCCUGUUUUGAGUAGCAUAAAGUGUGGAAGGCAGGCUUCUAUAGAGUCUAGGUUCUUUAACUUGGGAUUUGUGAACUUAUUUUAGCUAGCUAGCUGGGCCAAGGCACAUGUAGGGUUAACUCUUUUUAUGUUAGCAAGGUUCUUGGCUUUUUAACUUUAAUUAUAUGUGUAAUGCCUGUUUUCUAUUAUAAAUAAAAGUAGAGUUGCCUAUAUUAUAUAUACUACAUUACCAGGCACCCAUCAA